Messenger RNA from Adelges cooleyi (spruce gall adelgid), 2431 nucleotides. It is a transcript of the gene cactin, whose product is annotated as cactin. NCBI's taxonomy places the organism in Eukaryota, Metazoa, Arthropoda, Insecta, Hemiptera, Adelgidae. The record is from RefSeq and is a predicted model, not a curated record. Gene Ontology annotation, biological process: mRNA cis splicing, via spliceosome. Gene Ontology annotation, molecular function: protein binding. Gene Ontology annotation, cellular component: cytoplasm; spliceosomal complex.
AAUAAAGCAAACAACAUUAUUGCGCUCUGAAGUUAUAACUUUAUCUUGUAAUAAAUUAUAGUAAUUAAUAACAAUUAACAACAAGUCUAAAGGUGUAAAAUAUUAAAAAUAUAUUACAUUUUUUUUUGCCCUAUUUUCUGUAGCCUAAAGGUAAAAAAUUUUGAGAAGACGUUGUUCUAACAUGUUAUAAAUUUGAAUACGUUAAAAACAACAUAAGUUAAUAUGUCAUCUGCAUAUGUAUCUAGACAUGAUUCUAGAUCGAGAGAUCGUAACAGAAAUAAGAAAACUGAUGACAAAUAUGAGGACUAUAAACAUAGGAGACAACAAAAGAGUUCAUCUAAAAAGAGAUAUAAAUCUAAAUCAAAAUCAAAAUCUAAGCAUAAAAGCAGAAGCAGAAGGUCUUCAUCAAAAGAUUCAUCAUCGUCAUCUUCUUCGUCAUCAUCAAAAUCUAGUAAUGACGAAGCUAAACUAUUAGAGCGUUUACAAAAAGAAAGGAUGAGAUUAGAAGAAGAACGAAAAAAUCAAAAAGAAUUAGCAAAAGCUAUGGAGACACCAGAAGAAAAACGCUUUAGACGUUUAAUGAAAAAAGAAGCGAAAGAAAGAAAAAGAAAAGAACUUAUGGGAUGGGAUAAUGAUUAUCUUCAUUAUACAAAUGCUGAUAAUCCUUUUGGUGAUGCAAAUUUGUUAUCCACAUUUGUAUGGGAUAAAAAAUUGGCUAAGGAUGGUCUAGUAGGAGUUAGUCAUGAAGAACUGGAGGCGAGAAACAGGCAAAAAAUGGAAGAAAAUAAAAGAGAAUUAGAGAAAGUAAAAAAGUCACGCAUGGAAAGAGAAAUGGAAAGGCAACAGCGAGACGAAGAAAUGGCGAUGAUGCAAAGAACUAAAGAGGCAGCACAAUUUAAAGAAUGGGAAAAGAACGAAGAUCAGUUUCAUUUAGAACAAGCCCGUUUAAGAUCAACUAUUCGAAUUCAUGAUGGCCGAGCAAAACCUAUUGAUCUUCUUGCUAAGUAUAUAAGUAACGAAGAUGACGUAGACACAGCAGAGAUGUACGAGCCAUAUAUUUAUUUAAACGGUUUGGUUUUGAAAGAUUUGGAAGAUCUUGUUGUUGACAUAAAAGUUUAUAUGGAGUUAGAAAAGGGAAAAAAUUUUGAAUAUUGGAACGAUAUAACAGUUAUCGUUGAAGACGAAUUGCAUAAAAUGAGAAAAAAACAAACUGAAUCGGCGUACACUGUCGUUGGCCGUCGAGAAGGUAUACAUCAAUCGGUGGCAAAUGAAGUCGCUCAAAUUUUUAAAGGUAAAAACGCAGAGCAAUUGGAUCAGUUAAAAGCACAAAUUGAGAAAAAAAUUAAUAGCAAGGCAGAAGGAGUAGAUAUAGGAUAUUGGGAAACGUUGUUGUCUCAGCUCAAAGCACAUGUUGCAAGAGCAAGGUUAAGAGAUCGCCAUAAUGAAACAUUAAAACGUAAGCUGGAGGUACUGAAGGCUCAGCAAAAAGUUGUAGAGGAUAAACAAUUAGAUGUCGCCGAAGGAAGUAGUGAAAAAAAUAUAACCAAACAACAAUCGUCUUCUGCCAAUGUACAACAUGAUCACAACGAGCCAUCGACUUCUAAAGAUCAUACAAAUGAAGGAGAAGAAUCACAAUGUUCCGUUGAAGAAUUGAGUGAUGCCGAACAAGAAAUUCAAAAUAAAAUCGAAGAGUGUAUUACUGACUAUGAAUCUAAUGGGUACAGUCCUGUGUAUGUAUCGCCAAAUAGUUUGGAACUGGGAACAUUAGUCGUAUCGGAAGAAGAUGACCUCAAAAGACUGACGUUUGCCAGAUUACAAGUGCAGGGUACGGGAACAAGGAUUGAGAAUGUCAUGGCUGCUGAAGAAAGAGCUUUACAAAAAGAAGCUAGAAAGGGGAUGACUAACGAGGAAGCGGAAUUUUCAGUCGAAUCCGAAUUAGAUAAUCAAGUUUAUUUAUGGUCGGAUAAAUACAGACCACGUAAACCGAGAUAUUUCAAUAGGGUUCACACUGGAUUUGAAUGGAAUAAAUACAAUCAGACCCAUUAUGAUAUGGAUAAUCCACCGCCAAAAAUUGUUCAAGGGUACAAAUUCAAUAUAUUUUAUCCAGAUUUAAUAAAUAAAGGAUCGACGCCUCAAUAUUUCUUAACCGCUUGUGCAGAUAAUCCAGAAUUUGCAGUGUUACGUUUCCACGCUGGUCCACCAUACGAAGAUAUUGCAUUCAAAAUAGUUAAUAGAGAAUGGGAAUAUUCAUAUAAACGAGGUUCCGUUGUCAAUUCCACAACAACAUUUUUCAACUUUGGUUCCAUUUUAAGCGAUAUCGCUAUAGGAGAUAGUUUAGAAACGUAUGUGCCUUUCUAACUAUAACAACCUAUUGUUUUGUACCUGUAAAUUUAAAAAAAAUAAAUUGACUUUUUUGUUAGUUUUUAAAUAA